This is a messenger RNA of Alnus glutinosa, 1849 nucleotides long. RefSeq lists its product as uncharacterized. Gene Ontology annotation, biological process: clathrin coat disassembly; clathrin-dependent endocytosis. Gene Ontology annotation, molecular function: clathrin binding. The transcript has 7 exons. NCBI's taxonomy places the organism in Eukaryota, Viridiplantae, Streptophyta, Magnoliopsida, Fagales, Betulaceae. Bases 148 to 1593 code for a protein of 481 amino acids. The record is from RefSeq and is a predicted model, not a curated record. Gene Ontology annotation, cellular component: intracellular membrane-bounded organelle; vesicle; cytoplasm.
AUAAAGUUAACCACUUUUUUCAACAAAGCUCCUUUUGUCUAUCAAUCCAUGCCUCUAUUUAUAUGAAACCACGUCAAAUCUUCAUCUUUCGAUCACUGUGUAUUCUGAUUUCUGGGUGCCUUGAACCGGCCUCCGUUGCCGGAAAACAUGGACGACUCCUGGCGAAUGCGGAUGGGAAUGGCGCCCAGCCUCCCGCGGCGUCGUUCGGUCGAGGAUACCUCUUCCAGACGCUCCCUUUUCGGACACGCAGGAAGUACUCUAGACGCCGACGACUUCGCCGACGUCUUCGGGGGGCCGCCUCGGAGCGUUCUGCAGCGCAAAUUCUCCGGCGACUUUUCCAAUUCCAAUUGUUUCUACGAGGAGAUUUUCCGGAAGCCGGAGUUUGUGACUCCGGCUACCAGUGGUGGCCGUAGCCUGCCCGCGUUCAGGAUUCCGGCGAGGAGCGAGGGGUUCUAUAGCGAUAUAUUUGGGUCGGACGAUGAUCGGAGACGAUCGAGGGAGCGGUCCCGGCCGACAUCGAAGGCGAAGUCGAACUCGUCUUCGGCGCUGAGCUCGGAGGAGCUGAGCCCUCUCCGGCCGGUCAUCGGAGAUGACGUGGCAUUGUCCUCCUUUGCUUCAAAGCUCAGGCCAAUCAGUGUACCGUGUAGAUGGAACUCAUCAACUAUGAUGACUGAAGAAUAUCCCAAGAAACAAGAGAAGCCUGUUUUUCCUUGCAAUCUCUCUCCCUACACUGAACACCAAUUCAUGGAAAAUGAAUACCAUGAGAAUUUCAGAAGCUCCUAUAGUGGAUUCCGAAGACAGGUCUCGUCCCCAGAAACCAUUAGUCUCGAACCAAAUUCAUAUGGAAGUCUCAAAAUAUCUGUAGAUGAUCCAGAACUGAACUCCUCUUCAUCAGCUGUCUCUUCACUUCAUCAGGACCCUGAGCCUGAAUCUGGGAUUCAAGAUCAUGCAUUCCCAGAACAAGAAGAUGAUGAAGUUAUGAGCUCUUAUGUCAUUGAGAUCAACUCUUACCAUAGAGAUGGAACUGGAACCUGCAGUGAAACAGUUUCUGUUGACGAAGCAAUUGCAUGGGCCAAAGAGAAGUUUCAAGCACACAGUUCUGAGAAAGAUUUGAACAUGAGACAAGGUGACAAUGAGCAGCCGGUUGAAAUGGAAGGAAGGCCUACUCCAAGUGAAUUUUCAGUUCAACCGAUUGAUGGGCACGGAAUGAUUCAAUCUACAGAGGAAGAAGAACAAAGAAAUUGGACAGCUGAAGAAGAAAAACAACAGUCAGAAAAAGAUAUGGAAGUGAAGUUAUUGGAUGAAUACAUACGGUUGUGGUCAGCUGGCAAAGAAACCAACAUAAAGAUACUGCUUUCAAAACUACAUCAUAUUCUGUGGCUCAAUAGUGGCUGGUGUGCUAUCCCUCUGACAAGCCUAACAGAAAGCUCACAAGUGAAGAAAGCUUAUCAGAAAGCAAGGCUAUGUCUCCACCCAGACAAACUGCAACAAAGAGGAGCAACACUCCCACAAAAAUAUGUUGCAGAGAAGGCAUUCUCCAUCCUUCAGGAUGCAUGGGCUGCUUUCAUCUCCGAAGAUGUCUUCUUAAACUAGUGGGACAACUAGGAUCGUUUGGAUCUUCUAUGGCUGAAGCAAGUCUGUAUAUUCUAUGGCUGAAGCAGUCUCUUAAGACAGAGGAACAUGCUCAAAAGCAUGUGUUUUGUUUUUUUUUUUUUUUUUUUUUUUUUUGGUAAAAAUGGUUUUGAAGUCCAGUAGAUCAUGUAUUCAAAAAUUUGCAUGUUUGUUUGACUACCUUCCUGUUGUAAAAUCCAAUGACAAUAUAAAUGAAGAUGAGAGAUAGUAAAGAUGA